Messenger RNA from Pseudo-nitzschia multistriata, 525 nucleotides. The record is from the annotation of a GenBank genome assembly. Lineage: Eukaryota; Bacillariophyta; Bacillariophyceae; Bacillariales; Bacillariaceae.
AACUGCUGUAUUUGAUCUCCUUAAAACAAUAAGGCCGACAAUCCUCACGAUUGAUAUCAUAACUCUGUUGUGGUUGGAUCAUACGAAAUGCAGGCCCAAUGGAGGACAGAAUAAAAAAAUCAGUGGGACGCCCUCGCAGUACACGAGGUAGACUCCACGACAGUGAAAUGCCUCCUCCUCCGCCUGUGCCCAAUACAAAUUCUCUUGUGUCUGGACCGAUGAAGAGUGUCGAAGGCUGGGUAAUUUUUGUGACGGGAGUUCAUGAGGAAGCCCACGAGGACGACAUCCGGGAAGCCUUCUCCGAUUAUGGGCGGAUCAAGUCGAUCGUGAUGAAUGCCGAUCGAAAAAGCGGCCUUGCGAAAGGCUAUGCUUUGGUGGAAUUUAUAGAACGAAACGAGGCGCAAGACGCAAUUAAUGCACUCCACGGGAAACCUCUGCUUGGUCAGAAGAUUGGUGUCCAUUGGGCGUUUUGCAAGUCCAAUUCAACUAGAUAGAUAAAAGCAGAGACAUUUUUAGACAACACAC